Messenger RNA from Micromonas commoda, 662 nucleotides. Its product is annotated as ras-related gtp-binding protein. The record is from RefSeq and is a predicted model, not a curated record. Gene Ontology annotation, biological process: protein secretion; regulation of exocytosis. Bases 14 to 622 code for a protein of 202 amino acids. Lineage: Eukaryota; Viridiplantae; Chlorophyta; Mamiellophyceae; Mamiellales; Mamiellaceae. The transcript is spliced from 2 exons. Gene Ontology annotation, molecular function: GTP binding; GTPase activity.
CACGCGCGCCGAGAUGGGGGCCGGCAGCCAGCAGUACGACCACCUGAUCAAGCUGCUGCUCAUCGGAGACAGCGGCGUGGGCAAGAGCUGCCUGCUGCUGCGUUUCUCCGAGGACCAGUUCACGAGCAGCUUCAUCACGACGAUCGGCAUAGACUUCAAGAUCCGCACGGUGGAGCUUGACGGGAAGCGCGUGAAGCUUCAGAUUUGGGACACCGCGGGCCAGGAACGGUUCCGCACGAUCACCAACGCGUACUACAGGGGAGCCCAUGGCAUCCUGCUGACGUACGACGUGACCGACGAGGGGUCUUUCAACAACGUGAGGAACUGGAUGAGGAACAUUGAGCAGCACGCGAGCGACGGCGUGAGCAAAGUUCUAGUCGGGAACAAAUCGGACGCGGAGGAGAAGCGGGUGAUCUCGACGGAGCAGGGGGAGGCGCUGGCGAAGGAGUUCGGCAUCCCGUUCUUCGAGACGAGUGCAAAGGCCAACACCAACGUCAACGACGCGUUCUUUGCCAUCGCGAGGAUCAUCAAGGCGGGUUUGAAAACGAGCGGGGACGGCGGCGGCGCGGGGGUCAAGCUCGGACCGCCCCCCAAGGCAAAGUCGGGAACCUCCUGCUGCUGACGAGAGAUUUUUUUGUUGUUCGAAGUUGAGACACUAUCGA